AUGGAUGGUGAAAACAUGCCCCAGACCAGGGCGUCUACUCGGACGCGCAUCCCGCAGGGACUCCGGGAGGCCAGCUCAGCGACUACAAACUCUCGCUCCGGCAUCAUGCCACCAGGAUCGAUCGCGAGCAAGGCCAUGAGCAUGUCGCGUAUGCAAUACACUGAAGCCAUGUUGCAACAAGAGCUAACGACCUAUGAAGCAACUCGUCCCAAGACAGCGAACCCCGAAACGAAGAGACCAGGCUCCGUCACCCGGCAGCCAACCACCAAGGCGCAUAGCCGGGGAAAUUCGUACGCAUCAUCAACCAUGUCCCGAUCAACCACACCUGCAUCGCGCGCCGCAAAUGGUCCUUUCUCCUCCACCGUCGGCCCUGGUUCCCGCCCCCCUUCCGCCAUGUCGCGACCCAAUACAUCCUUCAACGGUCGCAGACCUGUCGGCGCAUCGAUUCCGCGCGCAGCGAGUGCAUUAGAUACUCACAUGGAAGACACCUCCCCUAGCGUGCUAGGCAAACGAAAGGGUAUGCGAAUUUUUUCUUUCUCUCCCAGUCGAAUCCCCCGUUACUCCCUUGGACCCGUCACCCCCGGAUUGGAAGAUACUUGUGAUGAGUUUGGGGAAUUGGCGGAACCGUCUCUCCCCAACGAGCCCUAUUCUCCCAACCUAGGGCAUGCAAUGACGAUCCCCGUAAUGCUCUCUAUCCCGUCUUGCAAUGGACCCAGUGCGCUCCCAAACCCACUUGGACCCGUGCAGGCUGUAGCCCCUCCAGAAUGCUUUAAUUUGCCCGCCAGACCUUUCAGAACCCCUUCUGCUUCUUCAAUGCGCUCACCCCCCAGACCCCAGCUAUCGUUUUUGUCAAAAGUUUCCUCGACCAAAAGUUUUGACCAUGCCACAGGACCCGAAUGGGAUCAAGAUUCCCGCGAACGCAACAUGGAAGAAUUGAUGCAGACCUUCAUGUCCCACAUGAACCAACAGGGACAGGCAAGUUCUGGCCUCAAGGAGACUGUUGAGGUUUACAAGACAAGGAUCAAUGAGCUCGAAAUAUCUCGCGAUAGCCUCAAGGAACUUAAUGUCACCCAGCGCGUGGAAUUGGAAUCCUUGCGAAACCAGUUACAAACGUCAGAGCAUAUUCUGAAAGAGGCCAAGCGUGACCAAGAAAUAGCCAUGGACGACCUCGACCGACGCCAGCGCAUCAAUAUGGAAUCAAUUCAACAAGGCAAUAAGAAGGAGAUGGAGACGAUGAGUUUGCGACAUCAAGAUGAGAUUCGUGAACUAAAAAGGCAAUUCAACCGCGAAAUUGAGGAUGAAAAAGCAGCCCGAGUACGGGCUCUUGGCCAGCUCACUUCGCAAUCUGCGCUGGAUACCCAGAAGUCGCAAAUUGAAUUGGAGCGCAAGGAUCGGGAGCUUAACACAUUGAAUAUUGAGCUACAAGGGCUGAAGGAAGACUUGUCUCGUGAGCGGAAAUCUGUCCAGGAUUUCAAACAAAAUCUGGACAUUGCAAGCAGCAACAGUGUCACACUGGAGUCAUCCAUACGGGCUCUGAAGGCCCACAUUGAGUUCCUUGAGGGUGGAAGAGAAGAGCAGUCGAAAGCCUUUGAGCGGUCCAACCAGCAGAUGAUGGAUGCACUUGCUGAGACAGAUGCCAUCAGGGAGAAGUUGCGCAGAGAGGAAACUCUGCGUCGCAAACUUCACAAUCAAGUACAGGAACUGAAAGGCAACAUCCGUGUAUUCUGCCGUGUUCGUCCUUCGCUCAAGAAUGAGCCUGCUUCUCAGCUUACUCUCAUGCAAUACCCGGAUGAGGCCGAUGAUGCCAAGGAGAUCAAUAUCCUGGGACCUGAGGAAAAGACCAGCCUUGGAACAGUCAGUCGCAAGAACAAUACUUUCUCCUUUGAUCGUGUAUUCAAUCCGACCACCCAGAACGCCGAGGUUUUCGAUGAAAUUAGUCAGCUUGUCCAGAGUGCCCUCGAUGGUUAUAAUGUCUGCAUUUUCUGCUAUGGCCAGACUGGUAGUGGCAAGACUCACACAAUGUCAUCGGUUGAUGGCAUGAUUCCCCGUGCUGUUCACCAGAUCUACGAGACUGCCCAGGGCCUGGAGGAGAAGGGUUGGCGGUACUCAAUGGCAGGCAACUUUGUCGAAGUUUACAAUGAGAAUCUUAAUGAUCUCCUGGGUAACCCCGAUGAGUUGGACAAGAAGAAGCAUGAGAUCCGUCACGACAUGCAGCGGGGAAAGACUACCAUCACUGACAUUACCACUGUCGAUCUCGACUCGCCCGAGAUGGUGGAGUCCAUCCUCAAGAAUGCUGAUGCCAACCGCUCAGUGGCAGCUACCAAAGCCAACGAGCGCUCAUCCCGGUCGCACUCGGUCUUCAUCCUUAAGCUCACCGGUGUCAACCACGUCACCGGCGAGCGAAGCGAGGGCACUCUCAACUUGGUUGACUUGGCAGGAAGUGAACGCCUGAGCCACAGUGGAGCCACAGGCGAGCGUCUGAAGGAGACGCAAAACAUUAAUCGCAGCCUCAGUUCUCUGGGCGAUGUGAUUUCGGCCCUUGGCCAAGGGAAGGAGGGAGGCCACAUCCCAUACCGAAACAGCAAGCUUACCUACUUACUUCAAUUCUCUCUAGGUGGGAACUCCAAGACACUCAUGUUCGUCAUGGUCAGUCCUCUCCAGGCGCACAUGUCGGAGACCUUGACCAGCUUGAAGUUUGCCACCAAAGUUCACAACACCCACAUUGGCACUGCCAAACGACAGGCCCGCGUCCGCGACGCUUGA
Messenger RNA from Penicillium antarcticum, 2763 nucleotides. Its product is annotated as putative kinesin family protein (KlpA). Bases 1 to 2763 code for a protein of 920 amino acids. Gene Ontology annotation, biological process: microtubule-based movement. NCBI's taxonomy places the organism in Eukaryota, Fungi, Ascomycota, Eurotiomycetes, Eurotiales, Aspergillaceae. Gene Ontology annotation, molecular function: microtubule motor activity; microtubule binding; ATP binding. The transcript has 4 exons. The record is from RefSeq and is a predicted model, not a curated record.